CCCUUCCCAACUGGCGUGCAACACAAACAGCCACAAAGUCUAUUGACACCACAAAGUCUGUUGACAUUGUUCCUUAGGACUAUUUGAGCCCUUGGGAUCUCCCUCACUUACCCUUUCCGCUUUGUCUCCAUCAAUCUUGCUGCUUCCGCCAUCCAAUCCGUGUAUUGGUUGUGCGCAGGAGCGGCUUCAGCGCUCGUCCCUUACCCUUACUUUACAUGCCGACCACACAACGACGACAUGGCUAGUCGCCCUAAAGUCCCUACUAUCUUGACAAACACCUCCAGGGACAGCGAUGCCAACGGCGGCUGUAUGCAAACAGAUAGGUCAGGACCGUGCAACAACGACAUUACCACCCAACACCCAAGCUCUAUGUAAUACAUCUACUAACGUAUCACAUAGUCCGCAUGCUCGAACACCGAUCAUGUAUUCGCUUGCGCUCAACGACCCAGUGGGCUCGCGCAUCGGCAAAAGGCCCUUAGAUUCUCAGUCUCACGGCGAGAGUCCUCCAGAUAAAAGGAGUCGCCCGCCCGAUCCGCGGUCGGCGUUGCAAGACAGGUACGCCAAAUCUACAAGCUCCAAAAUACCGAGCCCUCCACCAUCAAGGAAAAGCUCUUAUGCUGGACUUGCAAAUGUACCUACCGGUCCGAGGCUAGCUUCUGACCAGUAUAGGCCAGAAGGUCCUCAAUAUCAAAGGCGUCAGAGUACUCGGGUUCAGUCUACAAGCAGCAUAGGGAGCGGCGCAUCGACACCUACUCAUCAUGCCCCUCCUGCUCCUUCUAUGCUACCAGCAACAGACUUGAGCACUCUGCGACGACCUGCAGAGGUAAAAAGUCUUGUUACGGAUAACACUCCAAUCACCAUGCAGUCCUUACGAAAUCUGAAAGAGAGGAGAAGAGCGAUUGCACAUCAAAUAACCGCCGGCGUCAGCAAGACUCUCGAGGCUAAGCUCGCCACCCAAGCAAUGGAUAUUGCGUACCUUAAGAAGGAACGUGACCAAAUCAUCAGUGACCGUGAGAAGGAGUUCAACGAACUCAAGAAGCAGAUAGAGGAGAAGCAUGAUCAGACGAAACGCAGACUGGACGAUGUAGAGGCCGUGUCUGCUCGCGUUCCUAGCCUAAUGGACAGGACAGAGACUCUCAAGCUUGUAAAUGCAGCUGCCAAGCCUUUAACAGAACGCUUGGAAGUACUAGAAAAGUCAGAUACCGGGCUCCCUGAUCUGAGAAAGGGACUGCAAGACCUUGCAGCUGUGCCAGAAACAUUAGCUACACUGGAGUCGCGACAAGCUGCAAAGCCUGAACCGGACCAAUUUAAUGUAUUUGUCAAAUCAGAGCUUAUAUCUAUAAGAGACAGGCUUGACAGCACACUCGCAAAGAUUCACAGGUUGGAGAACGACAUCACCACGUUGAAGACUGCGAAGGAACUACAGGGGAUCGAUAUCGGCGCACUGAAGACAUGGAAGGACGCGCAACCUAAGGCGGUAUCUGAGGUGACAACUAAUAACCUCAUCGCAGCCCAAGUCAAAGAGAAAGCUUCCGUCGUCUUGAAAACCUUAAGCGAAAAAACAGACGAGGCCAAUCACAAGCUUGCUGAGCGUUUCAAUGACAACAAGGCCGAGAUUCGCAGUCACCAGCUUGAAUUGCAAGAGUUCAAGAGCUUCAAGGAGAAUUAUAAGCAAGAACUUGCUAACCAGCUUUCGGUAUUGUACGAGAGAGUUAAGACCGUCGAGGGGAAUAAUGCAAAGACAUACGCCAAAGCCGAUAAGCUACAGAACAAAUUGCAGAAAUUGGAAAAUGACUUGCAUAAAGUAGAAGAUGACGUGGAUGACCUUUCUCCAAGUGGCAUGGACAAUAUACACGACAAGCUGGAGGAAAUGCGACGCACAGACGACAAACUACUUGACAAGGUGCAGGAAAUUCGCGAAGAGAUGAAGAGCAUGAACAAAGACCUUUUAUCGUUCGAGAAGGACUUUUCUGAUUACCAAGACGACAUCGUCAAGUACAUUGGGCGAAUCAAAAGCGACUACAAGGAUACCGGAAAAUCCUUAUCAGAAAGGGUUGCCGCCCUGCGAACAACGCUAACCGAAGCUGAUUUGUCCAGACUCCCUGUUCGCCUUAGUGAGCUGGAGAAGUCUGCACGUAAUGUAGACAGGCUGGCUGUCCGUGUCGAUGAGCUGGACAAGCUGCCUCCUCGUGUUGAUGAGCUGGAGAGGGCUCCUAAGGGUCCAAACUUUAAGAGAGUCGGGACGCCUGUUUUCCCUUCGUCUACUGUUGCAAAAGCCCCAGAGACGGGUGACUUAGACUCGAAAGUCGACUCGCUGGACAAGUCGUUGCAACGACUCCGCAAAACCGUGGAAGGCAAGAAUAGCCUAACUUCCCGGAUGGAUCGCCAAGAGGAGCGGAUUGAUAGCAUAGAGGCAUCUUCUGCUAGUGCUAGGCCGCUCGAGACGGUGGAACAGACGGUUGAGACUGAAGACAGGGCUUUAGACAAGACUGUGGAGAAGGCGGUGGAGAAGGCGGUGGAAAAGAGAGUUAAGACGCUAGUAACUGAGCAAAAGGCUGCAAAGAAUCUGGAGGAGCUCAAAACCCGCCUCAUAGAAGAGAUCCGAGCAUCGCGCAACAAGGGGCACGAACAGUCAGCGCAGUUCGAUAUGAAUGCUCUCAGCGUUACCCAGCAAGGCCUUGAGACACUCCAGGAGAAAUUCGAAGAUCACGAUGCUAUCAUCUCAAGUAUACAAGAGAUGGUCCCUAAUCUCUUCCGCGAACACUUCGCACCACUUAAGGCAAGUGUUGAACAACAAGCGCAAAUUAUUAGCAAUACGUUAGACCAGCACAGCCACGACAUCUUCAAUCUGAAUCGGCAAGUUGCGAACUUGCCGACACAACAAAAUAUUUUGGGACAGCAGCAACAACAAGCUCAGCUUGAAGGGAUGGUAGCGGAAGCAGUUUCGCUUAGGACAGCUUUCGCAGCUCUGCAAACAUCGUUGUCAAGAAAGGUCGAUGCUGAAAGAAUGCAUCAACAACUACAGGGAAUGAAUCAACAACUACAAGGAAUCACUUUCGCGCUGAACAACUUACAAAGCCGAUACGAGAACAUAAAUACCGACGACAUGUACAAGCGCAUGGUCGAGUGGUUCACAAGGCAGUAUCCGAGUGUGACACAAAUCCAGAACGAAAUCAAAGAACUCAGGGCGGCUAAAAUGCUAGCGGACCCUCACGGAAGCUUUAUCGCGUUGAGUCGUGACGCAGAAAGCUUGCACGGUCUUCUACGUAUUGCUCCGCAAUUGCGAGGACUUGUGGACACCAAGCAGGCGGCUACCUCUGAAGGGCAGAUUGUUAACGUCAGUACUGCAGAGAUCCAGCGCCGACUUAUAGAAGACGCUAAUACGCUUGAAAAUCUACAAAAUCGACUGGAAGAAGACAAGAUUGAACGUGUGACAGAGUUGGAACACUUGCGCUUUCGCGUGAGCGACGAGCGACGGGCGCGCGCAGAUGCGGAGGCUGAGAUAAAGAAGACCAUCAGCAAUCUCUUCGCUAUUGUGUCCAACAACGCGUCAACUAUCAAAAAAGAGACCAAGGAAUGUUCCGACCAGCUAAGACAGAUCAAGAGCGAUUAUGAAGCGGCUGUGCCUGAGAUACGGGACCAACUCAGUAACGUCCAGAAGGCGGGUGCUGAACUGCGAAAAGAGUUCGAUGCUACAGUCAAAGCAUACAUUGAGCCGAACCGCGACUUGUUCGGCAUAAUGGACAAUGUGAUUACGGUCGUUGCGCAAGUUCAACAAAUCCUCGAAAGCGUAAACCAGAACCUUCCGAAAGGGCCGUUGAAGCUAGAGUGGGUCUGCUACCUUCCAAAGCACGGUCAGCUUGAAAACAACGGCGAGCUUGAAAACAACAGCGAGCUUGAAUACAACAGCGAGCUUCAAAACAACGGCGAGCCCAGCAAUUCGAAAGGCAAGGGCAAGAGCAAGCAGUAAGCAUCCGCUUCGCUCGAUCACAGCCACGGAGCUCGACAUUCUUUUCUCUUGACUUUACUCUUAUACCCUACCUGUAUCGUGUUCUUAUACACGUCAGAAAGGUCACUUCACUGGCGUUCCUGGCGGAUAGCAAGUCUUUUGCAGCAGCAUAUGAUACCCCCCAGCCUCAUACGGCUUUCUCUUUGCGUCUUGCGAUUAUGGAUUUUGGAUGUCAGCUCCGCUUUCGAGCUACGAGUUCUCUUCUCAUUAUCCUAUUGUGUUCAGUCCCAUUCAAUUGGGCAUUUUUCGUGUACAAGUCCCAUAAACUUGGGCAAUUAUCGUGUAAAAGUCCCGUUAUCGGGCAUACCCUUAUGGGUACUGGGUGUAACAGUCAAGUUUUGGCCCUCAUCUGGCAGCUGCCAAGUGUGAAUUUAGUGGAAGCGGCAGAGGCGAGGAGUGGGCAUGUACAGUAGUAGACACACUCGGUUGCAACCCUCUUGUAUUUGCGUCCCAGUGCGAGA
This is a messenger RNA of Alternaria alternata, 4470 nucleotides long. RefSeq lists its product as hypothetical. The record is from RefSeq and is a predicted model, not a curated record. The coding region runs from base 293 to 3970 and encodes 1225 amino acids. The transcript has 3 exons. NCBI's taxonomy places the organism in Eukaryota, Fungi, Ascomycota, Dothideomycetes, Pleosporales, Pleosporaceae.